This is a messenger RNA of Musca vetustissima, 4706 nucleotides long. RefSeq names its product guanine nucleotide-releasing factor 2 (gene C3G). Gene Ontology annotation, molecular function: guanyl-nucleotide exchange factor activity. The record is from RefSeq and is a predicted model, not a curated record. Gene Ontology annotation, biological process: positive regulation of GTPase activity; Ras protein signal transduction. NCBI's taxonomy places the organism in Eukaryota, Metazoa, Arthropoda, Insecta, Diptera, Muscidae. Gene Ontology annotation, cellular component: plasma membrane. The transcript is spliced from 21 exons.
UCGAAUCUCAGUUAAAAAAAUAAAGAAAAUUUGUGCAAAUAAUUGAUUAAAAUGCCACAAUUCAUUAAACAAUAAAGAAAAUCAAGUGAAAAUAUUGAAAACUCAUUGAAAUAUUGCGAAAACAAUCGGAGGAGGCUGGUUAAAAUGAUGCAAGAAAGCGUCAUCAGCACUCCGUCCACGCCGAAUUCGUCCCUGUCGUCGCAGUUGAAUCUGUAUGGUUCGCCAAAUACUUCGCCAGCCACGCCCACCCAACAGACCAGUACACCACUGGUAGGCAAUAAUACGAUACGAUCAUCGGGCCACAAGAACAGCUUGAAAGGCACCAAAUUAGCCAGGCGGGCCAGAUCGUUUAAAGACGAUCUAUUUGAGAAAAUAUCAUUAAUGCGUACGCCGACAAAUACAUUGGGGAGGUAAGCAGCACCCAAUCCCAAAUGGGGAACGUCUCUAAUUUCAAUUAAUAUUUGUUUUAGAUCCCAUUCUCCCCAAAGUCCCCGGCAUAAAAAUAAGGUCCCACCAACAGCCGAGGAAGUGGCCAAAUCAUCACAAAAGAUCGACUCAUAUGUGAAGGAUAUAACGAAUGCUUUGAAACAUUUCAAGGAUGUUAUACUUAAAAAGAAAUUGGAAGUAUUGCCUGGCAAUGGUACGGUAAUAUUGGAAACGACAGCUAGUUUGUUUGCAGUUAUUCAAGCGAAUACGCUGAAUGAAAACAACACCAGUCUAUUGUCGGCUACGCAACAAGUCUACCAAUCACUGGGUAAACUGAUCAAGCUUUGUGAUGAAGCUAUGCUAAGUGAAGAUUCGGAGGAAUGUGCUUCGUUGAGUAAUGAAAAUGUACGCGAAAUUGUUGAUUUACUUGAGGAGGCCGUAAGGAAUCUGGCUACAUUGGCGCAACAGAGUUUAAAGGAACGCAGUGAUUUGACAUUUCAAUAUGAUGUUAAUGCCACUGAAGGCCAAACGCCCACAACAACAAAUACAACAACAAGUGCAUCCGUCGAUUCCAAUAGCACACACAAUUUGUUAAUGCGUCCCUCAGUUGAAGUUGCUGGACAACGUACAUCUCUGCCGGAUAUAACAUUGACACCAAAAGAACGGGAUAUACUUGAAAAAAGAACAUCAAAUCCCAUGCAUGCUUCAUAUAGUACUGAAAAUAUUUUAAGAGACUCCAGUCCCCCACCAAAACCACCAUUGCCUAAUAGAUCACACAAUCCUCCACCAUUACCGCCAAAGAAAAACAGUCAACCACCCGUCAAUCAAUCAUAUACCAAUUAUGAUACCAAUAUCAAUAAUUCAGAUGCCGAAUUAGGUGUGGAUCAUCUAACAGUUCGUUCUUGUUCACCGGAUGAGAAUUCUAGUCAAUGUUCUUUAGAUCAGUCCCGUGAAGAAGAAUAUCAUGAAUACAAUUUGGCCUACAGUAAGUUAUCUAAUCUAGUCCCAUCAUCUAACUACAUCACUCUACAAAACCUAACGGAAGGUAUUGGCGCUGGUGGCGGCCGUGGCAAUGGACUAAGAUCAGCCACCAUUAGAUCUAAUGAACAAACAACAAUCGAAAGCAAUAUUAUCAACAAACAAACGGGCAAAUGUGACUUAUCUGGAGGCGGAAUCAUCAGUGAAUUUGAUGAGGAAAUUGGCAAAACAGAAUUGCGCAAAGUGAACAAUCACCAUCGGCAUUCAAAUGAAUCGGGUUUUCAUUCAAACUGUUCAAUACGCACUUCAACACAAAGUUAUUCCAAACACUCUUCCGAUGUUAGUUUUCAAUCAUCUUCAAAGUCCAGCAACUCCUCCUCGGAGCUAACUUGUAUGUACAGCAACAACAGCAUCAAUGAGGAUUUCUUUCAACAACAUCAUCACCAUCAGCAGCAGCUGCAGCAAAUAAACAGUCUAAAUAAAACGGCAUCUGUAUGCAUAUCGAGUACUAGCACCAGCAGUAUAUCGGAAGCAACAGCAAUGCGUAUUCUAAAUGAUGAUGAACGUCGCAUUUCAUCUCCCGAUCAAUUUGAGGCAGAGAAAAGAUUAUUGGAACAACUUCAGGCAAUGCCCAUCACCAGCAGUAGCACAAGUAGUUCUAUUUUCAAAAAUAGCAAUAGCUUAGAUAUAACCUCAACGGAGGAUAUACUGGCGACAUUGUCGAAUGAUACACCACCGGCGUUACCACCAAAAAAAUCCGGCCUUACGAAAUUAGCUUCGUAUGACUCAGAUACACCGGAUAACUCUACUGAAAUACCUGAAUUACGUCGUCAAGUUCGUACAUUUCAAUGGCAGACAAAGCACACAAGUUUAGAUCCCCGUCGUUUGGAUAUGCCUGCCGGCAGCUGUAAUGCCAUCAAUAUGGGUUUAGAUGGACACUUAGAACAACCCCCGCCCCUGCCCUUGAAGAAGAGGCAUAAUCAUCAAGAUUCUUAUUAUCGAAUAACAAGAAAAUUUAUAUUAACUGCAGUCAAAUACAGUCACGACAACAGUUAUGCUAUAAAAACAGUGCCAUUUAUAACGAUUUCGGCUGUACAAUUGUUUGUUAAUCAAUUUGAUUUAAUUAAGAAUUUAAUCAUAACAACCAAAUCUACAAACACCCACCCCUACAUCAGUCACACCACUCAUUGCUCUGAACAAAAACUACUCUAUACCAAAGUCAGACAAACAAAACAACAGCCAGCCAGCAACACUACUUUAUCCCCACUGAGAGAAAACAUCAUUUCCAUAUUAGAGAUCAAUUUUGGUUGUGUUUUAAUACCUAAAUAUGUAAUUAUGUGUAUGAAUUUCUCUUGUACGUCUGUUUUUCUUUGCAUCUCUCUUUCAAACUCCCAAAAAUUAAAUAUUUGCAAACUUGUAGUGUUUCAAAGUGUGGCAUUUUCAGUUUUGGCCUAUAUGGAAAUAUGUUCGGCAUCUACACAACGUCACACGGUUCAUGUCGGCAGCACAAUGAACAGAAACAUAACACACAGUCAAACAAUGAACAUUGCUACAACAUUUGUCCAAAAUGAUUUACAGGAGGUACCACCGGCAUUGCCACCGAAAAGCAAUAAGCAAUGGAAAAAUCAAUCAGCAACAUCAAUUGGCAGCGGCGCCGGCGGCGCUGCCUCAACAACGUCAGCAGCCGUAUCAUCAUCACCGGUGCCACCACCAACAAUUAUUACAACACCACCGCCAAGUCCAAAACCUUCACAUUUAACAUCAGAUCAUCGUAUCCUAAGCUCCACCGGUGGCAAUGAAAUGAUGUCAACGGUAUCGGAAGAAGUUGAUGAUCAAUAUGAUGAGACUGGCCUCAUACAUUCACACGAAUUGCAAAAUGUUUAUGACACGUCCAUGCCAAGAACACCCACAUCGCCCACACUUGAUAAAAUGGGGCCAAAUGGUGAUUAUUCCAGUGAAGUUGAGGAUAUGGUCAAUUAUAAUAAUUUUAAUAGAAGGAGUCCCCUAUCCACAGAAGAAAUUAAUCAAUUGCCAAAUAUUUUGGAAGAGGUUGAUAUAACGCCAUAUUUAAUAUUUAAAAAAGAGAAUGAAGAUGGUCCAGAAGUUAAAGGAGGCUAUAUCGAUGCUUUAAUUGUACAUGCCAGUCGUGUACAAAAUGUCACCGACAAAGCAUUCACUGAAGCAUUUAUAACAACUUUCCGAACAUUUAUACAACCCAUCGAUUUAAUUGAGAAAUUAACCCAUCGUUAUACGGUAUUCUUUUGCCAAUUAAAUGAGCAAAAACUAAAGGCAGCCAAUGAAACGUUUUCACUGAUUGUUCGGGUUGUAAAUGAUUUAACUUGUACGGAUUUAACUUCACCCAACCUGCUUACAUUGGUAGUAAAAUUUGUGUAUGAACUUGUUUGUGCCGGCCAAUUGAAUUUUGCCAGAGUGUUGCGCAAAGAAAUUGUUGAGAAAGUGAAUUUGUAUAAAGAGUCACGUAUGCCUGCCUAUCCACCAACUGAUAUGUUCUCAACGGUCAGUGUGCCGCCCAGUUUAUUGGAUUUCAAGGCCAUGGAAAUUGCCAGACAAAUGACUCUGUUGGAUGCUGAGCUAUUCCAAAAGAUCGAAAUACCCGAAGUUCUAAUCUUUGCCAAAGAUCAAUGUGAAGAGAAAUCGCCAAAUCUAAAUAAAUUCACCGAACAUUUCAAUAAAAUGUCCUACUGGGUACGUUCGAAGAUAUUAAUGUUGAACUGUGCCAGAGAGCGUGAAAAAUAUGUGGAGAAAUUUAUUAAAAUUAUGUCACACCUCAAGAAGAUACACAAUUAUAAUUCAUAUUUGGCCUUAUUGUCUGCACUGGACUCUGCUCCGAUUAGAAGACUCGAAUGGAAUAAAUCUAUCAAAGAAACUUUAAAAAAUAAUUGUAAUAUAAUCGAUUCAAGUUCUAGUUUUCGAAAUUAUCGUAAAGCAUUGGAAGAAACAUCACCACCCUGCAUACCAUACAUUGGUCUUGUUCUGCAGGAUUUAACAUUUGUACAUGUGGGCAAUCCCGACUACUUAAAAGAUGGUGUGGUUAAUUUUUCAAAACGUUGGCAACAGUACAAAAUUAUUGUAAACAUGAAGCGUUUCAAAAAAUGCUCCUAUAAAUAUCCACGCAACGAACGUAUUAUCAGAUUUUUUGAAAAUUUCGAAAACUUUUUGGGUGAAGAGGAAAUGUGGCAAAUUUCUGAAACGAUUAAGCCAAGAGUUGGUAAACAACGCAUGGUUGUAAAUAAUUAAUUGUUUUUAUCGUCAAACUUAGCAUAAAUAUAUAAGAAACAAAA